Aedes albopictus (Asian tiger mosquito) is the source of this 1169-nucleotide messenger RNA. RefSeq names its product putative nuclease HARBI1. Bases 27 to 1124 code for a protein of 365 amino acids. The record is from RefSeq and is a predicted model, not a curated record. The transcript has 4 exons. Lineage: Eukaryota; Metazoa; Arthropoda; Insecta; Diptera; Culicidae.
GUUAGUUUUGUGGUGUAUUUUGUGCAAUGAGUUGCUUCGAAUUCUGGUUCAGUGAUGACGAGAUCGAGGAAGAAGAGGAACAUUUAGAUUUUGUUCGUCUCGAACGUCGAAGAUUGCGGGAUAUGAGUAACCCGUUGGAGAUACCGGAAGAUUCGUUCAUAUCAUACUUUCGAGUAACAAAGGAUUUGUUCAGAUAUUUGAUGGACAACGUGGGAAACAAAUUAGGAGGAUCUGUAAAAUCCUCAUCCGUUCCACCGAUGCUCAGAUUAACAGCAGCGUUGAGGUUCUUUGCGGAAGGAAGUUACCAAAAGGGAGUUGGUAACGACUUGUUCGCAGGGAUGGCUCAGCCAACGCUUUCGAAAGCAUUGUCAUCUGUUAUUGAAGCUUUUGAGGUCGAAAUUUGUCCGGUGGCAAUACAGUUUCCCACAUCAGAAGCAGAGAAAGAUGAAAUUAAACGCAGUUUCUAUGAAAAAACCGGUUUCCCUGGUGUAAUCGGGUGCGUCGAUGGCACACAUGUCAAGAUCUUCAAACCCAUUAGCCACAUCCAACACCUGUAUUACAACAGGAAAGGGUUCCAUAGCUUGAACGUCAUGCUGGUUUGUGAUCAUCGGCAGUUUAUUCGAUAUGUCGAUGCCAACAGCCCUGGUGCCAAUCACGAUUCAUUCAUAUGGAACAACAACGAAUUAGAUGCUGUUUUGAAUCAAAAUUAUCGAAAUGGAGAAACCAACACAUGGCUUUUAGGUGAUGCAGGAUAUCCUCUAAAACCGUAUUUAAUUACACCAUUUCGGUCAUCUGCAAAUCUACCGAACUCCUCGAGGCAAACAAAGUUCAAUGAAAUUCAUUCAAAAACCAGAAAUAUAAUCGAGAGGACUAUCGGAGUAAUGAAGAAUGUGUUCCGAUGCAUAUUGGCAGCACGUCAAUUACACUAUAAACCUGAAAAAGCAGCAAGAAUUGUAAAUGUGUGCUGUGCGUUGCAUAAUUUGAGGAAAAGGUUCAAUGUACCCGAAGACAACAUACAAUGGGAAGAGCCGGACGACAAUGAAGUGUUGGAUCCUCCAUAUGAAGGCGAACCAGAUGCAUCAGCAAAUGAAAUAAGAGAAGAAAUAAUGUAUUCUAUCACGUAAAUUUACAAUUAACUUGUAUGUAUUCAUAAUAAGUGAAAAUAAAUC